AUGACAGCAGGCACACAACAACCAAACGGCGUCGUCCGCGACGCACCUUCAACCCCGCCGGAAGCUGCCAUGAUCCUCUCACAACAGUCACUCCCUUCAACAGAGGAACCCUCUUCGCCCGCAGAUCCUGCAUCGUCUUUCAAGACCGAACUCAACGACGACCGGCCGGCUUCCCCUCUAGUCAUUCCCUCGUCGCUAACCCCGCCGCCCUCAUCUCAACCACCACAACCCAACGGCGCCGCGGGACAACCAUUGGGUUAUACCAGCUUACAAAGAUCCAGCAUGUUUUCGCCGCCAGCAACCACAACCGCCCCUCUGCGCCGUGAUAGUCACGCGGCACCUGCAGACCACGCUGCGCCCACCGGAGAGCAGAUUGACGACGCCUCCGCCGAUGAUUUGCGUCAAAUGCUGAGGGCCUCUUUGUCGGACAACGCCCGUCUGAAGAUGGAAAUCGCUCAUCACAAGCUCCAAUAUAACCUGCUAAGCAUGCAGGCUGACGAGGCAGCCAAGAGAGCUGCUGUUGAGCACGAGAUGACCAAACGUGAAGUCGAGGUCCUGCGCGUGGCCGAAAGUGCCCGACAGGCUCGGCGCGACCAAGAAGCGGCCGUUGAAAGUAUUCAGCUCAAGUACAUCCAGCUUAAGGCCUCUUACGAAGCGGCUUGCGACGACAUCGACUCCUUGAGGAAGCGGGAAAAGAGGUUCAAGAAGGUACUCCAACAGAAAGAGGACGAGAUUAUAAGCCUGACGGAUGACCGCGAAUUACUCCUGCAACGCAUACGAGAAAAUCGAGAACAUUUUAAUAUUCUUCGUAGCCCGGGCGGGGUUCUGCAUGGAUCUGUCAUGCCCAGAUUGCCUCCAAUAGUUUCUCCCCAGCAACAUCGCACAACCCCACGGCAGACGCCCAGGUCCCAUCGCCGGGAGGAAGACGAAAACCAGCGCGGCUUCCAAGUGCUUCUUCAAGCGCUCAACCAUGAUAAUAACAGUGCACCUUCGACACCGACCAGCAGUCACCACCCCACGCCUCGAACGCAACCCAAGCACACUCGCGGAGCGCAAUCCAUGUCCUCUUUGCCGACGACACCCAUGGCCAAGCCCCGUGGCCAACACUCUACGCUGCUGCCUUCCAUUGACCUUGUCCCACGGACAGAGCCUGUGCCUCGUUUUGGGCCAAUUCACCACAUUCCCGAGCCGCGAUCUGUCCAAAGACGUAAGAGCAGGGAGAGUACAAUUUCAGCCGACGAUAAUGAGGAGCUUGCUAGAGCCGCCCUUAGCAUGGCUGCUGUCAAUAGGUCAAUGAUGUCGGCAUCAUCCGACAGAUCGGUAUCACGAGCCCAUCGUCGGCCUGAGGGCGGCGAGGAAGUUUACCAGAGUCAAGCGAGCCAGGCAGCGUCCGAGAUGCUACGGCGGGAUCCUCGCGAGAGCUUUGACGAGGUUGCAAGUUCUGGGAAUUCCCGCGAUGCCACACCGGCACCAGCUGAGAGGAGUAUGAAGCUUCAGACACGGCUAUUCGCCCCAAUCACCAAACCUGGUCUCGGCGCAGAGAAACGCAAGUACACUGGUCAUCAAUCUGCCUACACAGAUGGCAAACACGAAUCCUUCACCAGCCCUGCUAAGAAACUCAGAGUUGAGCCGAGAAGCGCGGAUGCUCGUAGGGUCGGCUUGGGUAUUCAGUAUAGCCCGUAA
Molecule: messenger RNA, 1683 nt
Organism: Pestalotiopsis fici W106-1
Lineage: Eukaryota; Fungi; Ascomycota; Sordariomycetes; Amphisphaeriales; Sporocadaceae
Exons: 1
Coding region: 1-1683 (560 amino acids)
Source: RefSeq, a predicted model, not a curated record